AUGGACUUCCGACGUAAUAAUGAAGUACAUGACUUAGAACGUCAAUUCAAAGACUCAAUUGAAUUUACUAAUAUUGAUACAACUCCUAAUAAGCCUAAACAUCGUGAAUUUACUCCAUUUAGAACCAAAUACGACUCUGCUUCACAACUUAGUAAAAUACAUACAGUCGAACAAGAGCUAUCUCGACUUAAAGACCUACAAAGCAAAGUCUUAGAUAUGCAAGAAACACUCGAAGAAACAAUUGAUAAAGAAGUUCAAAAAACCAAAGAUAGAGAGAUUAAAGAACUAAAAGCCCAAUAUAAACUCAAGAUACGCGAUCUAGAAGAACAAUAUCAUCAAAGAAUCUCUACUAUCAAAAAAGAGUAUGAAGAUAAGCUCAUCCGUACAAUUACUAAGUUAAAGGAAACUGCCCGUACAGCCAUCAACACUCGAGUGGCCGAAGAGGUCGAAAAGGCCCAGAAAGCCGCCGAGCGAAAGUUACUAGAAGUCCAACUCCGAGAUAAGUCCGUAAUUGAUAAGCUCACCAAAAUGUACGUUGAUCUUAAAGAGAAGUACAAAAAGGACGUUCAAAAACUCGAUCUAGAUUUCCCUACUCCUAAUAAGUAA
Nematocida homosporus is the source of this 606-nucleotide messenger RNA. RefSeq lists its product as uncharacterized. NCBI's taxonomy places the organism in Eukaryota, Fungi, Microsporidia. The transcript has a single exon. The coding region runs from base 1 to 606 and encodes 201 amino acids. The record is from RefSeq and is a predicted model, not a curated record.